AGUCACUCUUGCUGCAGAACAGCAUCUCUUUCCCUCGAGUAUUGUCAGGAUUAGAGUCAAGAGUCAAGCAAAAAUGCCUGCAGAUUACAAUGGCACCUGGGUGAUGAUCGAAAAUAAGAAUUUUGAAGGCUUAAUGAAAAGCUUAGAUAUAGACUUUGCUACCAGGAAGAUUGCUAUACACCUGACACAGACAAAGGAAAUCAAGCAGGAAGGAGACAAGUUUUACACUAAAACCCUGAGCACCUUCAGAAAUUAUUUGGUAGAUUACACUAUCGGUGAAGAAUUUGAGGAGAUCACAAAGGGUCUGGAUAAUAGAACAGUCAAGACCCUGGUACAAUGGGAUGGUGAUAAACUGGUCUGCGUUCAGAAGGGUGAGAAGGCCAACAGAGGCUGGAAGCAUUGGAUUGAAGGGGAUAAACUUCAUUUGGAAUUAACAUGUGAAGACCAAGUGUGCCAUCAGGUUUUUCAGAAGCAAUGAAUAUAAAGCUACUCAACACAGAUCAUUGACAAAGUCUUUUAUCAACAUAAAUGUCUACUUUUUGUAUGAAGCUUGUAUCUACUCAGUGCCAUUGCAUGUGUGCUGUGCUUUAAUAAUAAAGAGAAUUUAUCUGC
Messenger RNA from Callorhinchus milii (elephant shark), 612 nucleotides. It is a transcript of the gene rbp2, whose product is annotated as retinol binding protein 2. The record is from RefSeq and is marked provisional. Gene Ontology annotation, molecular function: fatty acid binding. Gene Ontology annotation, cellular component: cytosol; nucleus. Lineage: Eukaryota; Metazoa; Chordata; Chondrichthyes; Chimaeriformes; Callorhinchidae. Gene Ontology annotation, biological process: fatty acid transport.